Molecule: messenger RNA, 949 nt
Organism: Paralichthys olivaceus (Japanese flounder)
Lineage: Eukaryota; Metazoa; Chordata; Actinopteri; Pleuronectiformes; Paralichthyidae
Product: glutathione S-transferase A
Source: RefSeq, a predicted model, not a curated record
UGAAGGAGAGUGUGUUGUUAUAAAACCAGGACUCUGUCACACUCCAAGCUCACACUUCAGCUCCUCCUCGCCUCCAGUGUCUUACAGGUGCUGCACCUCUGAAACCAUGGCCCAGGACAUGACUCUGCUGUGGGGCUCCGGCUCUCCUCCCUGCUGGAGGGUCAUGAUCACCCUGGAGGAGAAGAAUCUGCAGGGCUACAACAGCAAAAUGCUCACCUUCGAGAAAAUGGAGCACAAGUCCCAAGCUGUCAUGAACAUCAACCCCAGGGGUCAGCUUCCUUCCUUCAAACAUGGGAGCAACGUUGUGAAUGAGUCUUGCGGUGCCUGCUUAUACCUGGAGAGCCAGUUCAAGUCCCAGGGAACCAAGCUGAUCCCCGACUGCCCCGCUGAGCAGGCAUUGAUGUACCAGCGCAUGUUUGAGAGUCUCACGCUCGGCCAGAAAAUGGGGGAUGUUAUCUACUACAACUGGAAGUUCCCAGAGGGAGAGAGACACGACUCCGCUGUGAAGAGAAACAAAGAGAAUCUGAUCACUGAGCUGAAGCUGUGGGAGGGAUAUCUGCAGAAGGCGUCCGGCUCGUUCGUGGCGGGAAAGGACUUCUCACUGGCUGAUAUCAUUUUUUUCCCUGGUGUCGCUUAUCUCUUCCAUUUUGGGUUGUGUGAGGAGCGUUACCCCAAACUGGCGGCGUACUACAACUGUCUGAAGGUGAGACCCAGCAUCAAAGCCAGCUGGCCCCCCACCUGGCUGGAGAAUCCAAAGGCACAAGACAUGCUGAAAGACUUCUGAGAAUUAAAACCUGCACUGACGGCUCUCGUUGUGUAAUAUGUGACCAUCCCUUGAAUUGCACUAAUGUAUCUGACAGGAACUUCUGCUCAUUUUCUAUUAUCAUUUGUCUUUGAUGUAAAAGACUCAUAUUUCGUCAUGUAACGAAAAAGCAAUAAAAACUUACUU